Messenger RNA from Volvox carteri f. nagariensis, 5850 nucleotides. RefSeq lists its product as uncharacterized. The transcript has 8 exons. Lineage: Eukaryota; Viridiplantae; Chlorophyta; Chlorophyceae; Chlamydomonadales; Volvocaceae. The record is from RefSeq and is a predicted model, not a curated record. Bases 1 to 5307 code for a protein of 1768 amino acids.
AUGUCAGAUGGCCAUUUUAUGACGCAAGGCGACUUUUUGCACUUUGAGGUUGUCGGUUUUCCAGUUAAUGGCGGCGUGCAGGCCUUACAGCUUACCAACGAACCGUUUUCGGUCUUUACUGCUGACACCCUAGUGCCCCAGCUGCACCACGGAAGGAGGCUUCUUGCAAACUCGUACAGCUAUUGCACCUCGACCGCGUCCUCUUGUAAUGCAUGCGACACAAGUUUUUUUUCCAUUGACAAGUGCUACACCGCAGACGCCCUGGGCUCGAACAGCGCAGUAUGUCAAUUACCUUAUCCGGAUGGCGAGGUUUCCUCGAGCUCUAUGUGUUGGAGUCCAUACGGCAGUACAACUGUGCCGGCGCCUGAUGGUAAUUCAACAGCCGCAGGAGAGCUGCUGGCUUGGCGAAGCUCCGACGGCCAAGUUCUGACUGCCACUUUAAAGCUCUCAUGUAACUGGAUGCUGGUUGCCGCCCACCGCCGUAAUCCCAAUCCUUCGCCACCGCCACCGCCACCAUCGCCUAGCCCACCGCCUAAUCCCAAUCCUCCUCCAACUCCUCCAUCGCCACCAUCGCCUACAGCUCCGAAUACCACAACACUUGUCACGUUUAAUGAAGAAAUCGACGCUGAGUCCUUCCGGGCGGCAGUCAUGAGCCAGCCUGACUUGCUGACUUGUUUCGUUAUCGCCGAAGUACUAUCGUACGAGCUGUAUGUGCCGUACCGGUUACUACUGGCGCCGGACACUGACACCGCGUCGCGGCCAGGUUGCAGUACGCUGCAGGCGUCGUACAGUGCCUCCAUUACGUCAAUUCCGGGUUGGAAUGACUCCCAAGUCAGCGUCUCUUGCAACUACGACUCUCAGGCUGGCAGUAGCACUUUCAGUCCCACCACAUUUCCCCUCCUGUCUCAGCCCGUCGUUGCACCUCCUUCGGAUCAAUGGGGCAGUAGCAGCGGCGGAAUCAACGCCAAUGCACUCUUGUCGUGCAGCUCGGCGUCCGGUUGGGUCAACAUAACGGUGCAGCUGACUGCGGCAUCCUGGAACAGCUCAGGGGGCUUGUCAGGGUCUGCCGGGGUGCUGUCGCUGCUGGAGGCCGCGCUGCAGAGCACAGCUGGGUCCCCUGUCGGCGGCGAUUGUGCUGCUGCCCUCAGACCCCGCUGCCGGGCUCUGCGGACCCCUGGGGGCGGCCACAUUGCUGCGGAUACAAGAGAGCGCUGUAGUACGGUGCGCGUGCAGGCUGUGCUAUCAGCGCGGCUUCCAUCACCAGCGACACCGGCGCUUCUCCUCGACCCGCGGCCUCCGCCGCUACCUCCAGCAACCGCCCUGCCAGAUCCGCCAGGGGGCCGAGGCCAGCUGGCUACAGAUCUUGUUCCGCCACCACCGCAGGCGCCGGGGGGGGCCGCCGCUGCCGCUGCCGCUGGGGCUGUUUCUAGAAGCUCCAAGAUCGCCCCCUGGGUCUGGGUUGUGGUGGCCAUCGGGGUGAUCCUUUUGUUCACGGGCUGCUUCGUGCUCGGUACGGCAGGCCGCCGGUUCACAUCCCGUGCUCGGUACCGCGAGGACCACGCCGUCACUGCGGCUCAGGCGCGCGCGGCUGUACUUCAGGGUAACACUGUGGUGGCGCUGCCGGCGCUGGACCCCGCAGACCGGGAGGCGGCACUUGCAGCCGCGGCGGCGGACGCAGCUGCCGCGGCGACGAUGGCGGUGUCUCCACCGGUGGAGCAAACAGACCCGGGGCGCUCGCCCGAACUCAGUGAUAUCAGAGAUGUCAGCAUCCGCAUCAGCCGACGGCUCAGCGCCAACCUAGGACUCCGCAGCGAUAGCCGGCAGGGCAGCCGGCUCAUCAAGGGAGGUGCCGAUAGCGCUGGCGCUGGUGCCACAGUUGUCGCCGCCUCCGUCGCCGCCAUCCCUGGAUCCCCCUUGCGGCAGCACACCACGUCCCCGCCAUCGGUCUUCCCGUCCGUCGCACGCGGCUCCGUGUCAGGCGCAAUUUCCGGCCCCGCCGGGGCCCUUUCGCCUCUUGGCGGCGGCGGCGGCGGCAGUGAUGCAAGCGCACGGUUGAGCGUUGCCGCGGCGGCGAAUGGCUCCGAAGUACCCAGAGCCCCAAUGGACAUAGAGCCGCCGGGACUCAGCAGCGGCGGCGGCAACAGCAGUGCUACGUACGGCAUCGAUAGCGGUGGUGUUGUCGUUGCUGACAUCCUGCGGUCGCGAGGCAGCAUCGAAGUUCCCAGCGGCGGUGGCGGUGGCGAUACUGCAUCGGCAAGGCCACAUGGCCGCCGUUCUAGCAUCCUAGGGAAUGCCCCUCGCAGCCUGGCCGCCACCGCUGCAGCCGCCGCCACCGCCCCUGGCGCCUCUGCACGCAACCGAAUCCGCCGCCGCAGUAGCGUGCCUCUGCUGCUCGGAAGCGACAUCCUCGCGAUGCACAGCGCUGGCGGCGGCGGCGGCGGCGGCGGUGGUGGUAGUGGAGAGGACCGGCUGGGUGCAUUCGCGGCGAGGCUGUUCUCAUCCUCUGGAAAAGCUCCGGCGGUCCCAGCCGGCGGCGCCGCCGCGGGCGCCGAAGCAGCCAUGAUAGCGCCAGGUCAAAGGCCUGCCACCACAUCAGCAGUAGGGCCGUUGCGAAACGCGGGCCCCGCGUCAGGCCCCGCCGCCUUUGUGUUCCGCCGCGGCUCCGUCGACACGGGGGACGUAGCAAUAGCCACCGCCGCUGCCCCCGGCGGCAGCGGGGCCGCCGCUACCGCCACCACCGCCGCCAGUGGCCCCCUAAUCCUCAGCAGCUCCCGCUCCGCCUUCCUCAACCUCGCGGGGCUACGGAGCGAAGGUUCCAGACAGUCUCUACUGGGCCGUGGAGGUUCACGACCAUCCAAUAGGGUCCCGGCGACGCCGCCAGAAGGCUCAUCCACCGGGUCAUCGGCGCCGCUGCCAACUCCGCAGCAGAAGCGGCCUCCAGCCCUGCAGAUCCCCAACCAGCUCACGGUCGCAGGCAACACAACCAGAGUGGCGUGGGUUGGACAGCUGACGCCUCCGCCAGUGGCGGGAAAGGGCGGCGGUGUGGCCGCUGCCGCCGGUAGUGCUGAUGAACCUGGUGCCGCACCGCGGCCGAUGCCGAACUGGACGGCCCCGAAGGAGAGCUCCCCGCUGCCGAGUCCGCGAAGUCGCGACGUCAUGUCGGCCUCGAUGUCGCGAGACGUGCACAGCAGCCCACUCACGCGCACGAACAUGCGAUCGCACGGGACCGGGACGGCGGUUGGCGGUUGGUCAGGAGCUAGUGCCGCCACUGGCUGCGUGCCACCUGGUGCGACUCAAACCGCUGUCACCCUAACCAAGACGGGCGCAGACGCCGACGCCGACGAGCAGCAGCAAGAGCGGAGUGAAUUGGCGCGGCGUAACGGUUGGCGGUUGAGCGGCGAGACUUUGCGGUGGAGUGCGGGGCUUCCACGCAGCAGCACCCUGGGCAUCGCCCCCGCCAGCGAUGGCACCGUACGGACCCUGUUCCAUAGCAGCAGCUUCAUGAAAAUGUCGUCGGCUGUACGGAAUGAGCCAGGCGGGGCCCUGCAGGAUAGCGCCCGGGUCCCCGCUGGGUCCCCCAUCCAACCUGCCCGUUCAUUCACGUCCGCGGCGGCGGCAGCCGCCGCUACAGCGGCGGCGGCGGCAGCCGCCUUGGAGGCCGUCUUUACGGUGGAGGAUUCGAACCCUGUCGACACCGCCCACGCGACCGUGCAGGCUGGGCGCACCCUUUGCCGGGGCAGCGGCAGCCGACCGGCAUCCCCGGCGGGUCCAACACCCGGCGAACGGGGCAGCGGCAACUCCGAAAGUCACAACAAAGCCGCGGACGGCUCUCAAGUCCAACAACUCAGAUCGCAUCCGGCAAGGUCCCAGCCGAUGCUGCGCGCUGCUGUGUCUCGUCUUCGACAGCUUUCCUUCGGUCCUGGCAACAGCCCCGACAUUAGCAUCUCCCCUGACCCACGGGUCACAGGUCAGGUUGAUCGUGACGGGCCCAGCCCCCGCGCGUACCCGGCAUCCCUCCCCACGCCCGAUGACGACGGCGAUGAUAGCGCACCUUCGGUCCCAAGGGGACACAACGUCAUGGUCGCCGGCGCUCCGUUUGCAAAGGAACGUGUGGCGCAGGUGCGCAUUACGACACGUCAGCCGCUGGAAGAGUCCGCCUCCGCUGCCUCUACCGCCGGUUCGGGACCUUCGGACAGCAGCUACAGUCCAGCAUCCCCACUUAUUCCGGAGCUGCGGAGCGGUGCGUUACCGGUAACGCCGCGAUCACCAAACUCAACACGCUUGGCAUCGUUAGUGCCAUUAACGAUGGAAAGCCAGCAUCGUACGGAGGACGAGCCGCCGCCGCCGCCGCGCAACCCAACCGCCGCCGCCGCUACAGCUGCCGCAGCUGUUCCUGACGGCCGCGCUGCUGAUGGUAGCAAGUCCACGCCCCGCGUAGUGCGGGUGGGGCCGUUGGUUGCAACUGCCGCAACCGCCACCUCGAAUGCGACCGCCGUGACCGGUGAGGAUGAGACUGCGGACCCUGGGUUGCUGGACACCUUCCUGCCCCCACCGCCGCCCAGCACCGUCCUGCAGACCCUGAACACCAUAUCAGACACCAACGACGUCACGCGGCAAAGCCUCUCCGUCGGCACCCUGUUUGAGCGAACCGAACGCGUGGCGGCGGCGGACGCCAGCCUAGAAACUCACAUGUCGCCCAACGCCUCCGUCACCGAGGACGCACGGAUUGCUGCUGCCGCUGCGGCCGUGUUGGCCGCUGCCGCCGCCAUUGGCGGCAACGACGGCAGCGGUCCGUACCGUGUGCAAGUCGUACGUAGGGCCCAGCCACAGCCGCCGCUGCCGCCGCUGCUGUUGCCCGCCUCGGGGACACAGCCCCGUCCAGGCAGCGCCUGGCCGAACGGGAUGAAGGGAAAGGAGCCGCCUUACGAGGUUCCCGCGCGCCUGCAUGCCCCACCUAACGAUCAAGAUCUCCGGGACCAUUCAAAGACAGCGCCGUCAGCGGCGGCUGUCUUUGCCGACAGACCGAACGCAGGCACAGCUGCCGACGGAGCACCGUCCAGGCCCAGUUCUGGGCGCGUGAGGCCUGGAGCCCUUCCUCUGCGCUUCGAGAUUCCUGCAGCGCUGCUGGGAUCUGUUGCGGAUGCGCAGGAGGACCCUGCGGCGCAGAGCACUGGCGGCGCCGACGGUGCCGACGGUGCCUCCGACAAGGGCCGCACCCGCCCAGGCUGGCGGCAGCUGGUACUGCAAGCCGCUGCGGGGGAGCUGCGCGCGGGUAGUGCAGCAAAGGGGACGGAAGAUAGCACCUAGUUGAAGCACGACAUACGUACAUACGGGUGGACAGGCAAAAGGGUGGAACAUGGCGCAGGCUUUGGUACCUUUGAUACCGCCGUUUGGCGAUAGUUGUGCAUAUAUUCGUUAUUGCGGAUUUAGGCUACAUAUGCCGUUGGCGUUGGCGGUUGGCGGUGGCGACACUGGCUUAUCAAUCAUCCGGUGCCCUAAGGGGCUGGAUCUUAGCGAUGUCCGUAUCGUUGAGCACGGAGGAGCCUCCGACUGAAAUCUCAAUCCUAAUUGCUUUGAAACUGUCAAUCAGCCCUAGCUUCUUGCGCUGUCGAAACUUCAAACUUGAACAUGAAAGCGAAUAUGUAUAACUCAAUCCGUUGGCUGGUUGCGGACUGUACGGAUAAGUGGCUCAUAGGAAAUUGCCAAAUUGUAUCGUAUGCCAACGGUUGGCAGGCCUGGCAGACUCCCCUCUUGGUUAGGUGGCCACCGGAAUUGUCGGUUGGGAAAGGGUGUUGGGUUGCUCAAAAAGGGCAUUCCAGUACGCGCGUGUGUGUGGGGGGGGUGUGGACC